AUGUGGAGGGACCCUGGAGCUCCAGCUGAUGAUUUUUACCAGGUUCGACCUGAAUGUACAGAUGUUCCCAAAAGCAAAUUUCGGAUCAAGGCUGGUAAGACAUUGAGUGUGCGGAAAUGGCAAGCUGCAUUUUCUCCAGAAGGUUAUCUUGAUAUAAGCAAAACCCUUAGUCGCAUUCAUCGUGGAGGUAUUCAUCCUUCAAUUAGAGGUGAAGUAUGGGAAUUCCUUUUGGGUUGUUAUGAUCCUAAGAGCACAUUUGAUGAACGAGAUGAGAUACGAAAUCGUCGUAGGGCAAAGUAUGCCAUAAUGAAAGAAGAGUGUCGUCAGAUGUUUCCAUUGAUUGGGAGUGGAAAAUUCAUAACGGCACCUGUUAUUACUGAAGAUGGUGAACCCAUUCACGAUCCUUUAGUACUUCAAGAGGCAAACUUGGAUAUGGCAUCGAUAAACCAAGGAAAUGAUUGUGCUCAUGACCCACGAGACAAAAAAGUAAUUCAGUGGAAGCUUACGCUGCAUCAAAUAGGUCUUGAUGUUCACCGGACUGACAGGACCCUAGUGUUCUAUGAGAAGAAAGAAAAUUUGUCAAAACUCUGGGAUAUUCUAGCUGUUUACGCCUGGUCAGAUAUAGAUGUUGGCUAUUGUCAAGGAAUGAGUGAUCUCUGCUCUCCUAUGAUAAUCCUUCUGGAAGAUGAAGCAGAUGCAUUUUGGUGCUUUGAACGGCUAAUGCGGAGAUUGCGAGGAAAUUUCAGGUGUACCGAGAGCUCAGUUGGAGUGGAGACACAACUUAGCAAUUUAGCUUCAAUUACUCAAGUUAUUGAUCCUAAGCUUCAUCGGCACUUAGAGACCCUUGGUGGAGGCGAUUAUCUGUUUGCUUUCCGCAUGCUUAUGGUCUUGUUUCGUAGAGAGUUCUCCUUUUGCGAUUCAUUGUACCUAUGGGAGAUGAUGUGGGCCCUGGAGUACGAUCCAGACUUGUUCUCUAUGUAUGAGGAGCCUGAAGCUGCUGCUGAAAAAUCUGAAGGAUCAAAAGGAAAACCUAAAUCAAUACGCCAAUAUGGAAAAUAUGAGAGAGAUAAUAUGAGAAAUGGAGGCAAGAGUAGUGAAGCACCCCUACCAAUUUCUGUUUUCCUUGUAGCAAGUGUUUUGAAAGAUAAAAGUCCCAAAUUAUUGACAGAGGCUAGAGGACUUGACGAUGUUGUUAAGAUAUUGAAUGACAUGACUGGAAACUUAGAUGCUAAGAAGGCCUGUACUGGUGCAAUGAAGCUUCACAAAAAAUAUUUGAAGGCUAAGAAGCAGUGA
This is a messenger RNA of Oldenlandia corymbosa var. corymbosa, 1293 nucleotides long. The record is from the annotation of a GenBank genome assembly. Lineage: Eukaryota; Viridiplantae; Streptophyta; Magnoliopsida; Gentianales; Rubiaceae.